AUUUAUUAAAAAAAAUUAAACAAUAUUCUUUAUCGAUCUUCCCUACUUUCCUUAUUCCCUCAAUCAUCUGCAAAAAGCUCGCACCACAAUUCUUUCUAAAUUCAGCCUAUAAAUAUUACUCCUCAUUAGAACACCCAACUGUCUCUUCUUCUCUCUUUCUAUUUUCUUACAAAACUAAAAGACAAUUUAGCAUAAUUCAGUGUUUUUUUUCUGUAAAAUAAAGAUGUUGAGUAAAGCAAAAAAUAUUUUUACAACAAUAGGAGGAUGUGCAAGCAAGCCCAAAGUGUUGGAGGGCGGUGUAAAGACUGAGGAAGCGCCAGAAGAGGCUGUGGAGAAGGUGGCGGAAGAAACCAACAAGGUGGCGAUGGUGACGGAGGAGGAAGGGGAGAAAAGGGAGGUUGUCAUAACCUCCGGUGCCGCCGAUGCCGGAGAAGGUAGUACCGAAGAAAUUAACAAAACCGAAGCUCAGGCAACCGUGGCUGAUGAUGAAAAUGUUGGUGUCAAAAGCCGUUCUCUUGGAAACUUGUUUUUGGAGAAUGAAGAGGAAAAGGAAUCAAACAAGAGUGAAGCAGUAACCAAAGAAUCUACUUCAUCUGAAGUAAAACCAACUGAGCAAGUUGAAACAGUUCCACUAAAAGCUGAAGAACAGAAGCCAGUCUCAGAACCAGUGUUGGAGGAGGCAAAAGCUGCUGCCACAGCAGAGGAGAACAAGUUACCGGAAGUGGUAAAACUCGUCGCGAACGAGGCUGAAAAUGCGGUAACAUCUGAGAAGAAAUCGGAAGAAGUACCGAAAGCUGAUUCGGCUGCUGCAAAUGAUCAUCAGGAACCGUCUGAUGCGAAGAAGGAAACAGAGGAAAUAGUUAAACCUCUUGUGGAUGUUGAGGUAAAACAAGCUAUCCCGAUCGCUGAAAAUGUCCAAAAAUCUGAGACUGAUGAGAAGAAAUCAGAGGAGGUAAUCAAAUCAGGUAAGGAUGAACAGAGUAUUGCUGAUCAACAACAAUCUGCAAAGACAACAGAGGAGAUUAAACAAGUUAUUGUGUCUGAAAACGUCGAAAUUUCGGAGAAAGCAGAGGAGGUAAAAGAACCAGAGAAGAAAGUUGAAGAUAAAACUGAAACACUCACUGAGAAAAAGGAAGAAGCUAAACAAUCUAUUGGGAAGACAGAAAAUCAAGCUUGAGAGAAAAUGAAAUGUGGGAUCAUUGCAAAAUGAUGGGUUGCGAUUAGAUCCUAAAAGGAUUUAAAUUAUUAUUAUUAUUUUUUUUUUUUGUGUUUUGGUUUUUGGUUUGUUGGGUAAUUGGUAGAAUAUAGUUUUCUCAAUUCUCAUUGGAAUUUUUUUGAUCUGUAGAUUUUUAUUUUUUUAUUUUUUUUUUAUCAAUUUGCCCUUUGUGUCUUUGUGACAUUUGCAUAGAUUGAAGUAAUUACAUUAAUUCAAUGUUCUGUGUAUAAAAAGAUUAGGUAGCUCAUUCCUUGUUUUUCUUUUGACAAGCUCCUUAAUUGAGUGGUAC
This is a messenger RNA of Oldenlandia corymbosa var. corymbosa, 1505 nucleotides long. The record is from the annotation of a GenBank genome assembly. NCBI's taxonomy places the organism in Eukaryota, Viridiplantae, Streptophyta, Magnoliopsida, Gentianales, Rubiaceae.